GGGGCUACGGAAAGCAGGCCCUGGGCGCCAACGUGUGCCCCUGCCUCGUUGUAGUGUCGCCUGCCGCCCGAGGUCUUUGUGUCUGGGAUCUGUGUGCUCCUGUCCUGGCCAGUGCCGCCCCAGGUUCUGUCUCGGGCAGGUCUUGGGCCUUGGCCUGUUCCCGGGGCUGCGGGGCUGCGAAGUGGGUACAGGCUGAGGAUCGCCUGUGAGCAGUGCUGGGUCCUGUUACCCCCAAAGCGUUGCGUAGUGACCACAGCCCAGCCAUGGGCACUGCACUCGUGUACCACGAGGAUAUGACAGCCCCCCGGCUGCUCUGGGACGACCCUGAGUGCCAGAUCGAGUGCCCGGAGCGCCUAACCGCAGCCCUGGACCUCCUGCGGCAGUGCGGCCUGGAGCAGAGGUGCACGCGGCUAUCUACCCGGGAGGCUUCGGAGGCGGAGCUGGGCCUGGUACACAGCCUGGAGUACGUGGCCCUGGUUCGGGGAACCCAGGCCCUGGGCGAGGCAGAGCUCCAGGCUCUGUCUGGACAGUACGAUGCCGUCUACUUCCACCCGAGCACCUACCACUGCGCUCGGCUGGCUGCGGGGGCUGCACUGCAGCUGGUGGACGCCGUGCUGGCUGGAACUGUGCGCAACGGGCUUGCCCUGGUGAGGCCUCCUGGGCACCACAGCCAGCGGGCAGCAGCCAGUGGGUUCUGCGUGUUCAACAAUGUGGCCAUUGCAGCUCAACACGCCAAGCAGAAGCAUGGGCUGCACAGGAUCCUCAUUGUAGACUGGGACAUUCACCAUGGCCAGGGCAUCCAAUACAUCUUCGAGGAUGACCCCAGCGUCCUUUACUUCUCCUGGCAUCGCUAUGAACACGGGCGCUUCUGGCCCUUCCUGCGAGAGUCGGAUGCAGACGUGGUGGGGCGGGGGCAGGGCCGUGGCUUCACUGUCAACCUGCCCUGGAACCAGGUAGGGAUGGGCAAUGCUGAGUACUUGGCUGCAUUUCUGCACGUGCUCCUCCCACUGGCCUUCGAGUUUGGCCCUGAGUUGGUGCUGGUUGCGGCAGGGUUCGACUCAGCCAUCGGAGACCCUGAGGGGCAGAUGCAGGCCACGCCAGAAUGCUUUGCCCACCUCACACACCUGCUGCAGGUGCUGGCUGGCGGCCGGGUCUGUGCCGUGCUGGAGGGCGGCUACCACCUGGAGUCGCUGGCACAGUCGGUGUGCAUGACGGUGCAGGCACUGCUGGGCGACCCUGCCCCACCCCUGCUGCGGCCCAUGGUGCCCUGUCAGAGCGCCCUGGUAUCUAUCCAGCGUGUCCGAGCAGCCCAGGCCCCUCACUGGACAAGCCUCCAGGAGAACGACUCAGCCCCAUUGCUGGGUCCCCGCACUCGUUCCCCAGAUGAGAGGCCCCCACCACAGCUGCCUGGAGGUCCUGUGUGUGAGGCAGCGGUAGCAGUGCCAAGCUGUCCCCUGGGCCAGCUGUGCCUCUGCCCCAUACCCCCUGUUCGCACGGCUGCUGCCCUGACCACACCAGUUGCCAGCCUCAUCCUGCCUCCUGGUGUCCUCCUUCAGGAGGGGUCAGCCUCGAUGGAGAAGACAGAAGCCUGGGCCAGGCUACACAGGUCCCUGGCCCAGGAUGAGGCCCUCAUGGCACUUGGGAAGCUCCUGAACCUCUUAGAUGGGAUCCUGGAUGGGCAGGUGGGCAGCGGUGUUGUAGCCAUCCCAGCCCCUGCUGCAACAGCCACCCUGGACGUGGUUAUUCAGCAAAGCCUAUCCCUCAGAACCGAGAGGGUGCUCUGUGUGGUCCUAGGACAGCUGGACCGGCCCCUGGACCUUGCUGAUGAUGGGAGGACCCUGUGGCUGCACAUCAGGGGCCAGGAGGCUUCUGCUUUGUCCAUGUUCCAGGUCUCCAUGCCACUGCCAGGGACGACUGGUGGGUUCCUGAGCUGCAUCCUGGGUCUGGUGCUGCCCCUAGCCUAUGGCUUUCAGCCUGACAUGGCGCUGAUGGUGCUAGGGCCUGCCCACGGCCUGGAGGUCCCCCAGGCUGCUCUCCUGGCCACCCUGCUCCGAGGGCCGGCAGGGGGCCGAGUGCUGGCCCUGGUGGAGGAGGGAUCCGCAGUUCAGCUCGCAGGGGUCCUGGCCAGCGUGCUGCAGGGACAGGCCCCGCCCAGCCUGGGCCCUUUCGUCUCGGCUUCCGCAGAGGACAGCCAGGCCCUGAAGUACCUGAGGCGGCAGCUGGGGGCGCGGUGGGGGAUGCUGCAGGUGGAGGCUGAGGCGGACUGGGGCUGCCUGCCUCCGUAGCAGCGCGCCC
Tupaia belangeri chinensis (Chinese tree shrew) is the source of this 2295-nucleotide messenger RNA. RefSeq names its product histone deacetylase 10 (gene HDAC10). Gene Ontology annotation, molecular function: deacetylase activity. Lineage: Eukaryota; Metazoa; Chordata; Mammalia; Scandentia; Tupaiidae. The transcript is spliced from 19 exons. Gene Ontology annotation, biological process: epigenetic regulation of gene expression. The coding region runs from base 264 to 2285 and encodes 673 amino acids. The record is from RefSeq and is a predicted model, not a curated record.